This is a messenger RNA of Penicillium verhagenii, 882 nucleotides long. Its product is annotated as zinc finger CCHC-type containing 10. The transcript is spliced from 3 exons. The record is from RefSeq and is a predicted model, not a curated record. The coding region runs from base 1 to 882 and encodes 293 amino acids. NCBI's taxonomy places the organism in Eukaryota, Fungi, Ascomycota, Eurotiomycetes, Eurotiales, Aspergillaceae.
AUGAACCGCUAUAGGAACGCCCCCAGCCUGCGAGGCCCCAGUAAAGCCUCGGCCAAUACUUUAUGCCAAAAAUGUCUAAAACGAGAUAUCUAUGAAUGCAAGGCAACAGCGCAAGAGCGCCCAUAUACGGCGCGACCUUCGCGAACCCAACAAUUGAAAAACCCCAAUUUAUUGCCUAAACUCUCGACGGAGAACCCGAAUAUGUUGCUUCAAACUGCUGGUGUGGCAGACGAAAUAUUGGCUAAACGAGAGGAGGAGCGUGGUCGCAAAAGAGAUCUUGAUAAUGAGGACGCAGGCCGCCAUACUUACUCACCGAAGCGAGCACGGUCGCUUUCAUCUCAUUCGACAAAUUCAGUUGCCACGAUAUCCACGACACGUUCCGCUUCAGCGUCGCCUGAUCGCCGGAGUAAGCCCAGGGCGCAUGCGAAAGGCCGCACGACCAGCUCAGUAUCACCUCAUGCCGACAAGUCCCGCAAGAGAAGACUAAGCGACUCUGGCGAGAGUUAUUCUGGUUCAUCAUACUCGGGAGAAGUGAGACAUCGCUCCAGGUCUCGAGAAUGGGCUGAAGAUAGAAACAUUCGGCGACGACGUCGUGAAAGUAGCCCUGAAGAACGUGGGAGACACCGCGACACCCGACAGCGUGACCACCGCCGCAGUCCAAGUGUGGACCAUGGCCAAGUUGCAAAGGACAGACGGUCCGAGACACCCAGAACUCCCCAUGACCGCUCCGGACAGCGGUCAUAUCGAGACCGAGAGAAUCCUCAAGUGCAUGCUCAAUCGGGGCGAUCCAGACAAGAGCCACGGGCUAAACCAGGUCCACCCAAAGAGCGAAGUUUGAGUCCAUACAGCAAGCGCCUUGCCUUGACCACGGCCAUGAAUUAA